CCCCAAGGGGCGUGCUGGGGGGGGGAGGAGAGGAGACAGGUGGCCCCGAGGGGGUGUGCUGGGGGGGAGAGGAGACAGGUGGCCCCGAGGGGCGUGCUGGGGGGAGAGGAGACAGGUGGCCCCGAGGGGCGUGCUGGGGGGGGAGAGGGGACACAAGUGGACCUGAGGGGCAUGUUAAGGGGAGAGGAGACAUGUGGCCCCGAGGGGCGUGCUGGGGGGGGAGAGGGGAGACAGGUGGACCCGAGGGGCGUGCUUGGGGGGGGAGAGGACACAAGUGGACCCGAGGGGCGUGUUGGGGGGGGAGAGGAGACAGGUGGACCCGAGGGGCGUGGGGGGGGGAGAGGAGACAGGUGGACCCGAGGGGCGUGUUGGGGGGAGAGGAGACAGGUGGACCCGAGGGGCGUGCUGGGGGGAGAGGGGACACAAGGUGGACCCGAGGGGCGUGUUGGGGGGGGAGAGGAGACAGGUGGACCCGAGGGGCGUGUUGGGGGGGGAGGGGAGACAGGUGGACCCGAGGGG
Staurois parvus is the source of this 519-nucleotide messenger RNA. The record is from the annotation of a GenBank genome assembly. NCBI's taxonomy places the organism in Eukaryota, Metazoa, Chordata, Amphibia, Anura, Ranidae.